Molecule: messenger RNA, 900 nt
Organism: Naumovozyma dairenensis CBS 421
Lineage: Eukaryota; Fungi; Ascomycota; Saccharomycetes; Saccharomycetales; Saccharomycetaceae
Product: acetate uptake transporter family protein
Exons: 1
Coding region: 1-900 (299 amino acids)
Cellular component (GO): plasma membrane
Molecular function (GO): acetate transmembrane transporter activity
Source: RefSeq, a predicted model, not a curated record
AUGGUCUUUCAAGCACAACCAAGCGGUAACACUACAAUCUUUGAAGAAAAGAACUCAAACAACAACGAAAAAGGUUACAAUGAAGACAAGAUCGAAGUAGUCCAUCCCUAUGGAAUAACCACAGAUGAUAAUUCCAACUCGAACUCAACUUCAACUGAGGAUCAUGAUUCCGUUUGUAAAUGUUACACAACGGGCGCCAAUAAUGAAUACGUCUAUAUAGGACAUCAAAAAUUCAUAAGAAAUGAUCUAACUGAAGCAUUCGGUGGUACCUUAAACCCCGGAUUAUCACCUCCAUCACAUCAUAAAUUUGCAAAUCCUGCUCCCCUGGGGCUAUGUGGGUUUGCCCUAACCACUUUCCUUUCUGGGAUGUUCAAUGCAAGAGCUCAGGGUAUUCAAGUUCAUAAUGUCAUUGUUGGAUGUGCCAUAUUCUACGGCGGGUUGGUACAAUUGAUUGCUGGCAUUUGGGAAAUUGCAUUGGAAAACACAUUCGGUGGUACUGCAUUAUGUUCUUAUGGUGGGUAUUGGAUGAGUUAUGGAGCAAUUUAUAUUCCAUGGUUUGGUAUAUUAGAUGCUUAUAAGGAGGAUGAAUCUGAUUUUGCCAACGCUAUGGGUAUCUAUUUGUUAAGUUGGUCCAUUUUCACUUUUGGAUUGACUUUUUGUACUUUGAAAUCUACUGUUAUGUUCUCCACUUUGUUUUUCCUAGUUGCAUUGACUUAUUUAUUGAACUCAAUCAGUGAAUUUACUGGGAGCCCAAAGGUUCAAAGAGCUGGUGGUAUUGUCGGUAUAAUUGUUUCUUUUCUUGCUUGGUAUAAUGCAUAUACAGGUGUGGCCAAUAGAGAAAAUUCUUAUAUCGUUAUAACACCUCUUCAAUUACCAUCUAAUGAUCGAACCAUUUAUUGA